This is a messenger RNA of Trichobilharzia szidati, 1975 nucleotides long. NCBI's taxonomy places the organism in Eukaryota, Metazoa, Platyhelminthes, Trematoda, Strigeidida, Schistosomatidae. The record is from the annotation of a GenBank genome assembly.
CGGAAGACCGUUCACACCAUCUCCCACCUAGAUCACUGUUUUAUAAUUUCAUUAAAGAGCAGUUUACAAGCUUUUCCCGCAGGCGGGAACUUGAAAUUUUGUCCUUCUUAACCUAGGAUUUCUCAGGCAGAUGGUUUUAGAGUCUCAUUCCUCCGCCAAGUAACUGCAUUUAGUCCACUGCAAAAUGUCUUGUAUAUUCCAAGUGGAGCGUGUCCCUCCGAAAUAUAAGUUUUUCGGAUACUUGCACGUCAGAACAGGAACUUUAUUACUUGCCUUGGUUCAAGUAUUAGUACACCUCGUUGUUAUUACCAUUUCUACUGUUGCUCUCGGGCAUUCAUCAUGUCGUGCAGAAGCAGAGUAUGUGGUUUAUGGUCUUGGUGUUAUGUCUUUCAUGCAAUGGGAGCGAUUUGUCAAUUUACUAGACAAGUAUUUUGUUGCAUUUGAUAACGUAUCUGAGAAAAAUGUAUCCGGGGUGCAAUUUGCUACUGAAGAUAAACGAAAUGACAAAAGAGAGUAUGGUGAUUCAUCUAUUUAUGUUCGUGCAGCAAAAUUUCUAAACUCUGGUGAAGAAUACGUCUCAGUAGCUUUAACAUUAUUUUCUUUGUUUUGCUGCAUGCUGCUACUCGUUGGGGUUGUGCGUGCAAAGUCUCGCUACGUACUACCGUAUUCUUGCCUACAGUCUCUGGAUUUUUUCGUUACAUGUCUUUCAGUUUUCGGUUAUUUUUCCUACAUUUCAGACAGAAAGAAGUGGAUGUCUCCUCAUGUAGGACUGAGGAUGCUGGUUAUAUGCGUUGGUAUCUUGCUUCUUGGUCUUAAAGGCUUUCCUGUGCGUACUGAAAACAGUAUGGUGUUUUCAGUAGAUGUCGGGUGUUACUCGUUCCCGUUUCUUCGUUGUUGUAGAAGAAAUCAAAGGCCGUUGGAAGACUGUACUUCUAGAUAUUCCUUGAUCGCUCAGCCACUUAUUGAAAAUUCAUCGCUACCACCAAAGUAUGAAGAUGUCGUCAAUACAAUUCCAAACUCUUCUGGACCACCAACGUAUGACACAGUACUGAAUACUGCUGCAUUUGGAGACGCAAAUACGUUAUCAACUGGGAUGAAUGUUCCAAGUCCACCUCCACACAAUUAGUUUAUUAUUGUAUCAAAUUCAGUUUUACUGUUUAUUUGUAUCAUACAGUCAUUUUGAUUGUAUAUGUAUGUAUACACAUACACAAUAAACUACUUACUACUUAUCACUUUCUUCUCUUUAAUUGAAGUAUGUCUGAAUUGUUUACAUUUCAGUGAACAGUUAAAAAGUAAUUGUACGCAUUACCUUGUUGAGAGAUAAUCAAGAAUAUAGGCAUUAUCACCAUACAAUAAAACACUAUCGCAUAUCCGUUAAAAGGUAGUAAAAAUAAAGCUCGUAGAAGGAUUUCUACAAGAUAUGAAUGCAUAUGUGCUACUGCUAAUAAUACGGUGGUUAGGUAAAAUCUGGACACCAAUAGAAUUAAGGCAAUAGGUCUAACUUCAUAAGAAAGAAGUGAGCUACUACAGCAAACAAAUGUGGUUUGGUUUUUAUGUGCCUCUCGAGCACGUGGAUUUUUCUAAGAAAUCUAUUUAAUCGACGAGAAAUAAGUCCCAUUACGAGUUUCGGAUAAAGUUCUGUAACUGAAAGGUUUUUAUUUAUUGUUUUAAUAUAAAAUCCCCCUUAACCGAUUGUACUAAUGUUCUUCACGUUUGUUUUUCAGGUAUAACUGCAAAUGAUAAUUCCUAUACGCUGCUUCACGUGUGGAAAGGUCGUUGGCGACAAAUGGGAAAGCUACAUAGGCUUAUUACAAGCUGAAUACGCUGAAGGAGAUGCCUUGGAUACUUUAGGUUUGCGGCGUUAUUGCUGUCGACGAAUGCUUCUCUCUCAUGUUGAUUUAAUAGAGAAAUUGUUGAACUAUUCUCCCUUGCAAAGAUGAAAAAAUUUGUUAAAGUAAAUAAAUAUAUUUUCUGA